Molecule: messenger RNA, 1319 nt
Organism: Syzygium oleosum
Lineage: Eukaryota; Viridiplantae; Streptophyta; Magnoliopsida; Myrtales; Myrtaceae
Product: farnesyl pyrophosphate synthase 1
Exons: 12
Coding region: 103-1131 (342 amino acids)
Biological process (GO): trans, trans-farnesyl diphosphate biosynthetic process
Cellular component (GO): cytoplasm
Molecular function (GO): (2E,6E)-farnesyl diphosphate synthase activity; dimethylallyltranstransferase activity
Source: RefSeq, a predicted model, not a curated record
UCUGCCGAGGAAGGAGGGAAGGAGGGAGGGAGGGCGCGCGCGCGGGAGAGAGAGGGAGAGAGGAGCCAGGCGGGGGCAGAGAGCUCCGGCCACCUCGCGUCAAUGGCGGAUCUGAAGACCAAGUUCGUGGAGGCCUACGACGUCCUGAAAUCGGAGCUGAUGGAGGACCCGGCGUUCGAGUUCUCCGAGGAUUCGCGCCAGUGGGUCGACCGGAUGCUGGACUACAACGUGCCCGGAGGUAAACUGAACCGGGGCCUCUCUGUAAUUGAUAGCUACAAAUUGUUGAAAGAAGGGAAGGAACUGACUGAAGAAGAAAUUUUUCUUUCAAGUGCUCUGGGUUGGUGUAUUGAAUGGCUUCAGGCAUACUUUCUUGUUCUUGACGAUAUCAUGGACAGCUCUCAUACACGCCGUGGACAACCCUGCUGGUUUAGAUUGCCCAAGGUUGGAUUGAUUGCAGUAAAUGAUGGGGUUCUACUGCGCAAUCAUAUUCCUCGAAUCCUUAAGAAUCACUUCCGUGGGAAGCCUUACUACGUAGAUCUGCUGGAUUUGUUCAAUGAGGUGGAGUUUCAGACGGCAUCGGGCCAAAUGAUAGACCUGAUUACCACUCUCCAGGGAGAAAAGGAUUUAUCUAAAUACACGUUGUCACUUCAUCGGCGCAUUGUUCAGUACAAAACUGCCUACUAUUCAUUCUAUCUUCCAGUUGCCUGUGCAUUGCUGAUGGCUGGUGAGGACUUAGAGAAGCAUGUUACUGUAAAGCACAUUCUUGUUGAGAUGGGGACUUACUUCCAAGUCCAGGAUGAUUAUUUGGAUUGCUUCGGUAAUCCCGAGACCAUUGGUAAGAUCGGAACAGAUAUAGAAGAUUUUAAGUGCUCAUGGUUGGUUGUUAAAGCACUCGAAAUCUGCAAUGGGGAGCAGAAGAAACUGUUGGAGGAGAACUAUGGGAAACCAGAUCCCGCAAAUGUCGCGAAAGUGAAAGCCCUCUACCAUGAGAUCAAUCUUCAGGGCGUCUUCGAGGAGUACGAGAGCAAAAGUUAUGAGAAGCUGACGACCUCCAUUGAAGCACACCCGAGCAAAGCAGUGCAAGCAGUGCUCAAGUCUUUCUUGGGUAAAAUCUACAAGAGGCAGAAAUAGAGAAUCCUUUUCAGACGAGCAAUAUAAGUGUGACGUUGCAAGCAUUCUCCUACUCCAAGUUGUCGUGGAAUUUUAAUUUGUGUUAUUGUAAUUGGGAGAAGACGAGUCUUCCUGUAUCCCAUUCUUGUAACAAUUUCACGAUGACGCAGCUUUGGCAUUUAAGUAAAAAUCUUGAGUUUUGAUUUUAA